This is a messenger RNA of Paramecium tetraurelia, 126 nucleotides long. RefSeq lists its product as uncharacterized. The transcript is spliced from 2 exons. NCBI's taxonomy places the organism in Eukaryota, Ciliophora, Oligohymenophorea, Peniculida, Parameciidae. The record is from RefSeq and is a predicted model, not a curated record.
AUGCUUAAUUUACCAGCAUAAGUCAUAAGAAGUUAACAACAAGGCGGAUUACAAAAUUACCUUCAUCCAUAUGAUUAAUACUUCAGUAGUUAAUCAACAGAAAUUGAAAGCCUGAAAUAUUGUUGA